Molecule: messenger RNA, 3916 nt
Organism: Zootoca vivipara (common lizard)
Lineage: Eukaryota; Metazoa; Chordata; Lepidosauria; Squamata; Lacertidae
Source: RefSeq, a predicted model, not a curated record
UUUAGGGUGCAGGGAGAGAGAAGAAUGUGAUUUUCCUCCCCUUGAAUCUUCAAACAGGGCAGCGGGGAGGGGGAUGGAAGCAAGGAAGGCCCCCGCCUCUCCCUUUGGGAACCAGCAGUCGGCUGCGGGGGGAGAGGGGUUCCCCUUCUCCAAACAAGGUUUGCAUUGCAGGAUCCUCUUGGAAGCGCUGAUAUCAACCAGCCUCCUUGUGGGGGAGGGUAAGAUAUUUGGUGCCUGAGACUCACCAGAGAAGGGAGCCCCCCCCCAAUGCAACCUGACUGGGACACUGAACCAGUUGUGCCAGUUUCACCCCACGACCAUGGGUCCCCGGGGCUGAGGGUGCCGUGCAGCGUACAUUGCCCUGGCACCGAAAUUUGUGGGUGCCCGGCCUCUUCAUGGGGAAUUAGGUGGGUGCUUGGAGACCCAGGGAGCUGGCACCUAUGCACUGAAAGACGCCAGGUGAAGCCCCCACCCCUAUCUUAGACCCAGCCUCCUAACCCAUUUUUAUGUAUUUCUUUACACUCAGCCUGGAACACCCCCCUCCCUUGGCCUCCUGCGUCAGGGAGCCGAUCUGGACCCUGAUCUGCCCCCCUCCGAAAUCUGCUGCUGAAGCCCCUGCCUCAGUGGGGCGGAGAUCGGGAGGGCAAGCAGGGGAGAGGAGGUGGAAGCAGCUGGAGAACAGAGUCGCCUCUGGAUUGGGAGAGAGGGAGGAGAUUUCGAAUUGGGUGGGGGGGUGAGAGAUGGGGAAUGUCAAGGGAAAUCGGCCUCAGGAGCGUCCUUAGUAAGAAAGAGGCUGAUAUGAGAAGGAAGGGGGAGGCCCCCCAGCUCCCCUUUCAGAAAUCCUAGUCUGGCAGGCUGAGGUUGCUUUGGCACAAAGGAAAGAGCCUCUUGGGUUUUCCAUGUUGGGGGUGCAGUUGGGGAGGGUUUGCUGUGCUGCUUUUGUGCCCCAAAACUGGAGGGAAGAGGUGCAUUUAACAUUUCCUGAAAUAUGAAAAAAAUACCUCAUCAGUUUCCCUCCUGCUUGGCAAGGGAAAUGGGCCCAUGGAUAGCAGGAUUUGAAACUGAUCAAGGUCUCGGGAGCCCUUUAAAAAGCUUCAAGGCAAAGACUGGAGGAAUUAAAGAAAUGCCCCCUCCCCAGCUGGACUUGGGGGAAAGAGCGGGGGAUGAGUUUUUGAUGAUUUUUCUUUCCAAAAAGAGGCUUCUCCAGGUAUCCUCUUGGGACUUUGUAGGAAAGGAGAAUCAAAGGACCCAGGAGUGGGAGAUCUGGCCUGUCUUGCAGGAUUGGCCCAGCGCAGAGGUGCUGAGGGACUUUUUCUGCCCGUUCUGGCAGCCUCACUCCUGCCUGGCCUCAUCCCCAUCCAGGUUGCCAGGAGAGUCUUAUAAUACUUAGGUGAUCUAAAGCCAACCACCUGGGCAAUGCUCACACAAGAACCCUGCAAGGUGGGCCACUAAAGGUCUUGGGCAAUGCCCCCUAGGUCAGGCGAUGCUUUUGACUAACUAUUUCAUAUAUUUUUUCAUAAGUGUUUGGAGUUUGCAUUUGUAAUUAGAAUUUAUAUUAGUUUUUUAAUCUUGGUAUUUGUAAUUUGUAAAAGGUAUGCCAUCGGUGUAAAUGUCUCCCACUCUAAAUUAUUCCGCCUUUCUGUGAACUGCCCUGAGAACUCUGGGUAUACGGCGGUAUAUAAAUUCAAUAAAUAAUAAUAAUAAUAAUAAUAAUUUUUGCAUUGUUCUCCUUAAAGAGCUGCUCCCUGCAUUGAAGUGCUUCGUGGCAACAGCUGAGAAAGUCCCAGAAGUGGCCCAGUUUACGCCUCCUCCUCCGUCCUUUCCACUUGUUAUGGAAAUCACGAAGGGGGCACACCUUUAAAGUUGUUAAAUGACACACUAGCAACGCAAUGGCCUCUGAGAAACCCUCUGAAUGGUCUCUUCUUAAAGAUGGAAUGGAAAGAGGAGCCAGGCAGCUUCCUCAGGCCCUCUUGACCUUUGAGGAGGUGGCUGUGUUUUUUACGGAGGAGGAGUGGGCUCUGCUGGAUCCAGGCCAAAGAGCUCUGCACAAGGAAGUGAUGGAGGAGAAUUAUGAGAUGGUGGCCUCUCUAGAGACUCUGAUACUCAAGUCUGAGCUCAUCUCCUCGCUUAGAAUAGAAAAAUACAGGGAUGUUGUCCUGGACCAAUUGAGAGGUGAUGGGGAAGGCAAUCAGAAUUUUGAGCGGCCAUCUGUAAAGUACUUCAGUGUGAGUGAACACCUUAGCACACACCUACAAACUAACACAGGGGAGAAACCAUUUAAAUGUAUGGAGUGUGGAAAGAGCUUCAGUAAGAAUGGAACUCUUUUAAGACAUCAACGAACUCACACAGGGGAGAAACCAUUUAAAUGUUUGGAGUGUGGGAAGAGCUUCAGUGAGAAUGGAUCUCUUGCAAAACAUCAACGAACUCACACAGGGGAGAAACCAUUUAAAUGCAUGGACUGUGGGAAGGGUUUCAUUGAGAGAGGAGCUCUUACAAAACAUCAACGAACUCACACAGGGGAAAAACCAUUUAAAUGUAUGGAGUGCGGAAAGAGCUUCAGUGAAAAUGGAAAACUUACUGUACAUCAACGGACUCACACGGGUGAGAAACCAUUUAAAUGUAUGGAGUGUGGAAAGAGCUUCAUUUGUAGUUGGAAACUCACUGAGCACCAACAGAGUCACACCGGGGAGAAACCAUUUAAAUGUAAGGAUUGUGGGAAGGGUUUCAGUGAAGGUGCAAAACUUACAAUACAUCAACGAACUCAUAUAGGGGAGAAACCGUAUAAAUGUAUGGAGUGUGGGAAGGGUUUUAUUCAGUGUGGAGCUCUUACAACGCAUCUACGAACACACACAGGGGAGAAACCAUUUAAAUGUAAGGAUUGUGGACAGAGCUUCAGUUACAAUGGAAUACUUACUGUACAUGAACGAACUCACACGGGUGAGAAACCAUUUAAAUGUAUAGAGUGUGGAAAGGGUUUCAUUGAGAGUGGUGCUCUUACAAAACAUCAACGAACUCACACAGGGGAGAAACCAUAUAGAUGUUUGUAUUGUGGGAAGUGCUUCAGUCAGAGUGGAGCUCUUACAAGACAUAAACGAUCUCAUACAGGGGAGAAACCGUUUAAAUGUUUGGAGUGUGGGAAGUGCUUCAUUUGUAGUUGGAAACUCACUGUGCACCAACAUAGUCACGCUGCAGAAACCAUUUAAAUGUAUGGAUUGUGGGAAGAGUUUCAGUGAGAGUGGAGCUCUUACAACACAUCAACGAACUCACACAAGGGAGAAACCAUUUAAAUGUAUGGAUUGUGGAAGCUGCUUCAGUAAGAGUGUAACUCUUAGAAAACAUGAACAAUCUCACAGACAGUGCCAGAUUUACGUAUAAGCUAAACAAGCUGUAGCUUAGGGCCCCACUCUCUUGGGGGCCCCAAUUUUUUUUGAAGGAAAACAAAAACUGAAUGUACAUUUCCAAAAUAUAAGAUAAAAAACAAAUAAAAUAAAAUCUACAUACAGCAACAGUGUUUUGUGUUGUGUAGGCUCCAUUACCUUCAGUAGUUUAGGGCCUCACCAAACCUAAAUCCGGCCCUGCUCAGAGAAGCAACUGUUUAAACGUGUGUGUAGAAAGUGUUUCAAUUAUAGUGCAGUUCCCCAGAGAGUUGAUUUUGUACCUCAUAUCAGCAAACUCGUAUAGGGAAAAAUAAACCGUAAAUGCAUGGAGUGUAUUUGAUGUUCUGGUCUUUGUAUGGAAAGUUGUGUGUGUGUGUGUUUUAAAUAUAGGUUGAGGGUCCGUUGAUAUUUGGUCUUUGGCAGAGGGAGUUGUGAGUGGAGAGUUGUGACUAGUGGAACGCGACAGUUGUAACUAUCUGGCUGGCUCACGGCUUAAUAAGCAGCAAGUAGACAGCUUUACACACUGGAAGACACUUGGA